Perognathus longimembris pacificus (Pacific pocket mouse) is the source of this 1721-nucleotide messenger RNA. RefSeq names its product zinc finger protein 639-like. NCBI's taxonomy places the organism in Eukaryota, Metazoa, Chordata, Mammalia, Rodentia, Heteromyidae. Gene Ontology annotation, cellular component: nucleus. The record is from RefSeq and is a predicted model, not a curated record. Gene Ontology annotation, biological process: regulation of transcription by RNA polymerase II. Gene Ontology annotation, molecular function: DNA-binding transcription factor activity, RNA polymerase II-specific; RNA polymerase II transcription regulatory region sequence-specific DNA binding.
AUGAAUGAGUAUCCUAAAAAAAGAAAAAGGAAGACUUUACACCCUUCUCCUUAUUCAGAUUCCUCUGGAGUAAGCAGAGUUGCAGAUGGAUUCAAUGGAAUUUUUUCUGAUCAUUGUUACAGCAUCUGCUCCAUGAGACAGCCAGACUUAAAAUAUUUUCACAACAAAGAUGACGAUUCACAUACUGAGACAUCAAAUGACUUGCCAAUAUUUGCAGAUGGAAUCAAGGCCAGAAACAGAUUUCAGAACUACCUGGUUCCUGGUCCUAUGCUUAGAAUCCUAGACCACACAGCCUUUCCUGCAGAAAAAUCUGAUAUAGAAAUUUGUGAUGAAGAAUGUGACUCACCUGAAUCAUUCCACCAGCAAACCCAAGAGGAGAGUCCUGUUGUAGAAGUUCACUCUACAGAAGAGGUUCCUGUUGCUGUAGAAGUGCAUGCAAUAUCUGAGGAUUAUGACAUAGAGACAGAAAACAAUUCCUCUGAAAGCCUCCCAGAUCAAAUUGAUGAAGAACCACCGGCAAAACUCUGUAAAGUUAUUGACAAAAGCCAGGCUUUGAAUGUGACUGCCCAGCAGAAAUGGCCUUUAAUAAGAGCUAAUAGCAGUGGUCUCUAUAAAUGUGAACUUUGUGAUUUCAACAGUAAAUAUUUUUCUGAUUUAAAACAGCAUCUGAUCCUGAAGCAUAAACGUACUGAUUCAAAUGUAUUUCGAAUAUGCAAGGAAAGUUUCUCUAUGAACAUACUUCUGAUCAAGUAUGCCAAACGACACGAGGAUCCCUAUAUUUGUAAAUACUGUGACUAUAAGACGGUGAUUUUUGAGAACCUCAGCCAGCACAUUGCAGACAUCUACUUUAGUGAUCACCUGUACUGGUGUGAGCAGUGUGACGUGCAGUUCUCCUCAAGCAGUGAGCUCUACAUGCACUUCCAGGAACACAGCUGUGAUGAACAGUACUUGUGUCAGUUCUGUGAACAUGAAACUAAUGAUCCAGAAGACUUGCAUAGCCGUAUGGUAAAUGAACGUGCAUGUAAAUUAAUAGAACUAAGUGAUAAGUGUAACAGUGGAGAACAUGGACAGUACAGCCUUUUAAGCAAAAUUACCUUUGUCAAAUGUAAAAACUUCUUUCUUCACACAAAUGUUAACAGGCAUGUUGCUAUUGAGCAUAUUAAAACAUAUCCUCAUGUUUGUGAUGACUGUGGCAAAGGAUUUUCAAGUAUGCUAGAAUACUGCAAGCAUUUAAAUUCACAUUUAUCUGAAGGGAUUUAUUUAUGUCAAUACUGUGAAUAUUCAACAGGACAAAUUGAAGAUCUUAAAAUUCAUCUAGAUUUCAAGCAUUCAGCUGAGUUCCUGCAUAAAUGUAGUGACUGCUUGACAAGAUUUGGAAAUGAAAGGGAAUUAAUCAGUCACCUUCCAGUCCAUGAGACAACUUGACUGUUCACUUUACAUAAUGUUUAAAAUGAUAAAUUCAAGAUUUUUUAAUGUUAUGAUGAAUUACUUUAAACACAAUUUAAGAUAUUUACCUUCAAGUAAGUUUUUAAAAUUUUUCUUGGAAUUGCUAAAUUUUCAGUAUAUAAUGAUUCCUUAAUUGUGGUGUUUUCAGUUACACAGUAAUUCAUAGUUGUCCUUCCUUUUGGUGACAUACCCAGUUUCUUCACAUGUGCUCAAAUUUCAUGAAUUGAAAAGAAACAAAUGUACUGAAGAAAUGACUGUUUGCUUUCCUUAACCAU